Solea solea (common sole) is the source of this 5491-nucleotide messenger RNA. RefSeq names its product protein FAM181B. The record is from RefSeq and is a predicted model, not a curated record. Bases 4144 to 5130 code for a protein of 328 amino acids. The transcript has a single exon. NCBI's taxonomy places the organism in Eukaryota, Metazoa, Chordata, Actinopteri, Pleuronectiformes, Soleidae.
CAUGUGCUUGAGAUUUAAUAAAAACCCAAUCGGAGGAGGGCAAUAAUGCAAGUGGUGGGAGGUUAUUGCAGCUACUCUGGCUAACCUCACCCCCAUGGACCAACCUGUGGGAUUCCCCCAUGCACACAUUCAUUCACCGGCUGCCAUUAAAGCUCUAAAUUGCUGCACCAAGGUAGCCCAUAGACACUGGUUUGUUCCCCCCUGCUAGUAAUAUUAUUAAUACAGCUCCUGGGGGGGGCAGAGAGGUGGAGAGAGGGGUUGAUGGAAGGUUAAGAGUGAGUCAGUGAGUUGAUGCAGGGACUCGGCAGGUAGCAGGAAGCCUUUUGUAGUUCAGCGUGAAGUCGCAGUUUUUAAAUGUCAAGAUAAAAGCCUCUGACUCUUGAAGAACUUUGGCAAUGAACAGAAUCGUCCUGUAAUCUUCUUUCAAUUCAGGCCAGUUGCCUUUUUGGUAACCCCCUUCACCUUUGAUGCUCCUGUGAGUAACUUUUGGUGAUUUUGUUGUUGUUGGAGGACUCUAUUGAAAUGCAGGGAGUUAUUAUCAUUCUUCUUUUUCCAAAUCGUGUUUUUGAGGCCUUUCCCAUGCCCAAAACUCAUGGAUUCAAAUUUUCCCUGAACAGCACAAUUAUCAUACAUGCACGAAAAUCUGUACACGUGUGUAGAAGGUCAGGAUGAAUAAAACAUUACAUUAUGAUCAUGAUCCAAAACCAACAGGAAAGCCCUUAGAUUUCCAUUCAAACUGAGUUCUUUUUGCAACCACUGGAGUUGCCCCCUGGUGGCUAUUUAGUAUAUUUUCACAUCCUAUUUGGCUCCAGGAAGAUCCUGGAAGACUUUGUACAUUUAUAGUAGGGGUAAUUAUAGUAAGGGCUAUUAAAAAGUUGUGCACUGGAUUUUGUGGGAUCACGUCCUGCGCUGGUAUGUGGGAUGAUUAUCCACCAGGAGACUGAAAAGCCUGACUCCUCAACAUUUUUGUCACAGGCUUGACUGCGUUUCAGACAUCCCUGUUUAAAAGAAACACAGCUAAACAUGGGGGAGGAUUGGUUCUUCUCUACUAAACGCCCUCCUUAAACUUUUCUCAGGACAUUGAGAGGUCAUUAAUUUCGUCAGCCUUUUCUAUGUCUCUGACACCGGCCAUCAAUCAAAGUUGUUAUUAGUAUUCGCUCGACCCCAGACUCCCGAGUCUGUCCCUGCUUAGACGGGGACCACACACUAGUAGGAAGAGAUUAGGCCUCUGUGUGUCACAUCACGUUGCACUGAGCACCCAGCACCUUCGGGGAUGGGUGCUGCUGAAUAAGUGAAUUCUUAGGAAGUGGAGGGCGUGGUGGUAAUGUUUAACACUAUCUCAACAAUAUGGAUGUGUGCACUUAACAAGUUGCUGGUGGUGGGGAAAAAGGGCGCCGCAGGAAUUAAACUUGCUCCACCUUAAGGUCCAAACAUAAUGAGUUUUUAGAAAAAUGCAAUCCAUAGUUUGACCUUUGUGAUUAACGCUAAAACAAACACUGGUCUAUUACAGGAAUUUAACAAAUCAAUUAGCAAAUAACCCCCCCCCCCCCAUUAAAAUCUCCAAAGUAGAAAAACCUCAUCAGUAUUUUUUUUUACUUCUUCUCCAAGCUACUCCACAGCAGCCCGUCCUCUCUCCCCGUCAGCCUUUAUGUAACAAGAGCAACUUGUUUCCGGGAUCUGUGCGUCAGCCACUGAUGUGAAUGACCCACCAGCACAAAAGCUGAGAAACCUCUUUGAAUCGCGGGGAAAAUGGCUGCCGCGACUGCGAUGAUGUCACUUUGCCAAAAAAGCAGUGCCGCUUACAAAGAGAAGGAAGGAGGACCAGUUUGGUCAGGAAUCCAUGAGAGGUUCUGAUGCUUCUGCAGCCGACGGCCUUGUCCUCCGCCGCGUCACUGCAAUUAACCCUCAACGUGUUUGAACUGUUCAAAUAAGUUAGUAUUCAGUGCGUCUCCCACAUUCAUUUACGUUUAUUAUAGUCAUUUCCCAGCAUUUCACAGUGAUUACUUUGUGUGUAUAUAGCACAGACAAAGCAGAUGCAAGAAAAAAGAAACAUAAAGGUAAAAGCCACUCAAAUACCAAAUGUUAAUACACCUUUUUUUUUUCUUAAAGUGAAAGAAAUUAAAGCAACAACAAAUAGUCCUUACCAAUACAAUUAUGAGACAGUAUUAAAGUAAUAAAAACCAAAUGUUUUAAAUUAAAAAAACAUCACUUCAGGAUGAUUGUGUAACAAUCUUUUUUUAGUUUGGGUCGUGACCCGUGCAAACUUUACAAUCGAUUCUCCAACUUACCGCAAGAAGAAGUUCAUGUCUUUGGACACCAGUUAGGAACUUUGCCAGACUCUUUUUUUGUAACCUGAUACUGGAUUUCCUUUCAGUGCCACUGCAAAAAAAUAAAAUAUGUACUAGUGUAAUUGACUUGACUUGAAUUAAGUGUAUUUAUCUAAUCGCACCACUUUUUGGACUUAUUUACUUAUAAGUCAAUAAUUAUCAAUAAUUAAAAAGAUAAUUAUUAAUAUUUUUAGUUUGUUUCAAGAAAAGUGCCAUGUUAUUGCUGCACUGGCAGAUAAUUUAGCUUGAAACAAGUAAUUUUCCCCUAAUAGUGGUUAUAUUUUCUUAUUUUUUGCAAUGUAUCACUUUUUCUUUCUGUUCAUACCCAGGAAUUAACAUAAGAAACAUAUUUUCCAACUUUAUUUUUCCUCAGUCCUGUCGGUCUCACCUCAAACAUGCAAACAUUUCUUUUAGCCACAAAACGUCCCUUUUAAAGAUUAGAAUAAAGAUAUUGCGGUGUUGUACAAUCAGAUGCUGGGAUGUAUGGAAACAUUGCUAUACUAUACAGAGUUAAUGUACAGAGUGCUAUUUUUGUGUGCAGUCCAAAAUGAGCUUGAAUUGCAUUUGAAAUUCCUCUUGAACUGCGCUAAGUCUCGGCCACACAGCGAUCUGGCUGCGGGACACACACGGUUUAUUGUAUUCAGCACUGGCCAAGAAACUUCCUGUAAACAGUAUUAUUGUUUACAACAGAAGUUUCAUACCGAGGAUUUCGUAAGGUCAACAUUUCUUCUGGCACACUGAGCCUGAACUGCACUUUAUUCCCCUUUAAUUUAACAGCUCCGGCAGCUUUUCUAGUUAAAUCGACUGUUCAUUAUUGAGACCCAUUUUACGAAGGGGCUGUGAGGUGCAAUUUAAUGAAUCUCUGGCACAAAGCUCCCUUUCACUGCCGGGCAAAGAAUAGAGGCUAUUUAGACCCUGUAGGGCUUUAUGUCAAAGGCAGCCCAUAAUAGUUGUCAGGCCAGGGCAGAAAUUCCCACUGGCCUGGGAAUGCACUAGAAAUCAACUUUUGCCAUGAGCAGAUUAAGACACAAGUGAACAGUUGGGAAGAUUCUUCCAGAUUGUGGCAUCUGUUUGGACACAGAGUUUUUCCCACACAAAAGAGGCCCUUUUUUUUCCCUUUUUUUUCCUUGUUACUGUAUAGCACUGAAGUUGUUUGUUUCACUGCCUUCAUGUAAUUAGAUUACAAGUUAACCUCUGUUUAGUAAUCCAGACAGGAAGCACAUAAGUAGGCGUGGUGAAUGAAUAGCUGUUUAAAAGCGGGAAUAAUGGCGCUGAUUAGAUUAGGGUUUUGGUGAAUAAUCAACCUUUUUUUUAAAACUUUGCUUUUAUUUGCAUUUUGUUAAAAAGCAAUAAAUAAAAAAAAUAAAUGUAAGGAAUAAGUCCUCCAGUAGCUGUUCUGUUCUCCACUACAGUAAUAUCCUCCAGUUUCAUGACACUGUUUUUAGUUGAGAGCACACACAAACAGUUAAAGUGGUGGUAGUGGUGGUGGGGGGGGGGUCUGACAGAGGUUAUUGUCUUCAACUCAGCAGGGAAUUUCAGACAAAUCCCUCUUAGAUGCAGGUGGUCGGGCACAAGCAAAGAGUUAAGUCCCGCAGUCCCUUUGCCCCUCCUCUUUGAUGUUCUGACAUCAUUAGUCCAGCCCCCUGUAAGAUCUCCCUGCUCUCCUCAGAGCCCAUCACUUCUCCUCGGGAAUGUUUACAGGAAGCAGCAGCAGGACUAAGUGUUUGUGUGAGGAGAUAAGACAUGCUUUGAAGAAACUUUUAGUCCAGGAAUCACAGCGGGUUCCACAGGUGUAGCCGCCGGGCUCAGAAGAGUAAUGGCUGUUCAGACUGCAAUCAUGAACCCUCAGUUCAUGAACUUCUGCUUCCCUGGGUCUGUGAUGGAGUACGAUGUGGAGAAGAGUCUGGAUGGGAGUAUCCUGGGUGAGGCAGAAAACGACGAAGACUACAAAGAGACCACCAGGGACCUGCUGAGCUUCAUAGACUCAGCCUCCAGCAACAUCAAGCUGGCUCUGGACAAGCCGGUGAAAUCCAAAAGGAAAGUCAACCACCGGAAGUAUCUCCAGAAACAGAUCAAAAGGUGCACUGGCAUCAUAACACCGGGGAAUAUAGCUGAGGCCCCAGUGAAGAGGCAGGGCUCCCCUUUAGUCCAGCCCAGCCCUUUACAGAACAAAACUCUACCUAAGCGCGACGGGGUCCAGGCCAAUUUACAGAGCAAGAGCUUGGCAGCCCUCUUCAGUCCUGUGAAGGAAAUUAGGGGCGAAAAAGCCAAGAAGCCACCACUGAGGCACCGCAAUCUGCCCCCCUCUUUCUUCACCGAGCCUGCCAACUGCUCCAAAGUCAGCUCCACGUCUGGGAUGACACUGAAGGAUUUGGAGCGAGGAAACCCGGAGGCUGCAGACUUCUUCGAGCUCCUCGGGCCAGAUUACAGCAACAUGGUCAGUGACCAGGACUUAUAUCAAAAUGUGCAACUCCGGCCGCAGCCAGAGAUGGGAGGCCUGGAUCCAGUGUCUUACGACGCCCACCAUUUAGUCAGUGGUCUCCUCUACUCAGAGCCGUGGACUAGCUGCUCUGGACCCUCUAAGAAACCAGGGGAGAGCCUGCGGACGGGCCCAGCCCAGCCUCCUGUCUACUGUCAGUCUGAGGCUGCUGCUGCUGCUGCUGCUGCUGCUGCUGCUGGGCCAAUAGAUGACAAUGCACUGUGCACUUUGACCUUCCCCAACUUCUUCACAGACUGCUCCAUACCUCAGGUCACUUAUGAUUUAAGUGGUGGUUACAACAGAGCUAAUUAUUCAUCUCUAUGAGAAGCUGCAGAUACAAGGGUUUAACAUUAGUCCAAGAGUGUUUGACGCUGUUUUGUUGAGGAAAUAAUAUUGCUGCACACUCUUGAUGCCGUUUCAAUACACCACAUCAUUUUCCAUUGAAAAUAUAUCUGAUUUAGGGUCUAUAUUAUUUUAUUCUCCCCCUCAUUGGAAUGAAGCUUAAUUACUGGAAUAUUCACAACAUUUCAAACACAGAACCCCAAGAGCUGCGGCAGCACUUGUUUGUUUAGGCCGUGAAGCAUCACUGACACUACAGAAUAAUUUGUCACAUUUUGACAAAACAUGCUACAACAAUCUCUCAGCGAGGCACUAUUUCAUCACAGAGACACGAGGGGGAGGCAGG